Cucumis melo (muskmelon) is the source of this 4481-nucleotide messenger RNA. RefSeq names its product kinesin-like protein KIN-12B. The record is from RefSeq and is a predicted model, not a curated record. The transcript has 16 exons. Gene Ontology annotation, molecular function: microtubule motor activity; ATP binding; microtubule binding. The coding region runs from base 166 to 4152 and encodes 1328 amino acids. Gene Ontology annotation, biological process: microtubule-based movement. Lineage: Eukaryota; Viridiplantae; Streptophyta; Magnoliopsida; Cucurbitales; Cucurbitaceae.
UCUCCCAUUUCAAAUUUCUUUCCCUUCUUUCUUCUCUAACGGCUAACCCAACACUCUCUCUCUCUCUCCUUUCUCUCUCCUUUCCCCUUCUCUCUCGCUCUCUUGUCUUCUUCGUCUUCCUCAAAAUCUUCACUCAUCCUAUCUCUCUAUUUCCAUUUCUCUAUAAUGAAGCACUUUAUGCAGCCAAGAAACCCUAUCUUGCGAGAUACCCAUCUCGCCGAUCAACCGCCAUCUUCUUCUCCUAGCCCUAACGGUGCCGGAAUCAAGGGCGGCAGACCACCUCGGAAACCCAAGUCGUCUUCAAAAGAAAAUGCCCCACCGUCAGAUCUCAACUCCAUGGUUCCCGAUUCCAAACCCUCGCCGGCUAAGUUGAAGAGCCCGCUUCCUCCUAGGCCUCCCUCUUCUAACCCACUUAAGCGGAAGCUCAGUAUGGAGGCCGUUCCUGAGAAUUCCAUCCCUGGGUUGUCUGAUUCUGGUGUGAAGGUGGUAGUGCGCAUGAGGCCGCCGUGCAAAGACAGAGAUGAAGGGGAUAAUAUAGUACAGAAUGUUACCGGCGAUUCUUUGUCAAUUAAUGGGCAGACGUUUACUUUUGAUGCUGUUGCUGACACAGAGGCAACACAGCUUGAUAUCUUCCAGCUUGUAGGAGAGCCUCUUGUUGAAAAUUGUAUGGCAGGUUUCAACAGUUCUGUAUUUGCAUAUGGGCAAACGGGAAGCGGGAAGACAUAUACCAUGUGGGGUCCAGCCAAUGCUUUGUCUGAUGACAACUUAUUAAGUGAACAAAAAGGCUUAACUCCCCGUGUUUUUGAACGACUCUUUGCUCGUAUAAAAGAGGAAGAAGUGAAACAUACUGACAAGUUACUCAAGUAUCAGUGUUACUGUUCUCUUCUUGAGAUUUACAAUGAACAAAUCACUGAUUUAUUGGAUCCAAAUCAGAGAAACCUCCAGAUUAGAGAAGAUGUAAAAUCUGGUGUUUAUGUUGAAAAUUUAACAGAGGAGUGUGUAUCCACAAUGGCAGACGUUACUCGGCUUCUAAUGAAGGGUUUAUCAAAUAGGAGGACUGGUGCAACUAGUGUUAAUUCGGAGAGUUCGCGGUCACAUACAGUUUUUACCUGUGUUGUUGAAUCCCGAUCCAAGAGACUGGCAGAUGGUUUAAGUAGCUUUAAAACAAGUAGAAUAAAUCUUGUUGAUUUAGCUGGUUCCGAGAGGCAGAAGCUAACAGGUGCAGCUGGGGAGCGCUUGAAGGAAGCUGGCAAUAUCAACAGAUCACUUUCACAACUCGGGAAUCUUAUUAAUAUUCUUGCCGAGAUUUCUCAAACUGGAAAACAAAGGCACAUCCCGUACAGAGACUCCAGGCUCACUUUUUUAUUGCAAGAAUCUCUCGGGGGAAAUGCAAAAUUAGCGAUGGUUUGUGCCAUUUCUCCAUCACAAAGCUGCAAGAGUGAAAGUUUUAGCACCUUGAGGUUUGCCCAACGUGCCAAAGCAAUAAAGAACAAAGCUGUUGUUAAUGAAGUUAUGCAAGAUGACGUGAAUCACUUGCGUGAAGUGAUACGGCAGCUCAGGGAUGAACUACACCGACUUAAGUCAAAUGGAAAUACUUUAAAUGACACAAAUGGAGGUCACUCUGCAGCAUGGAUCCGCAGGAGUUUAAGUCUACUUAAGUCCAGCAUAAGUCGUCCCAUGGCAUUACCUCAUGUGGAUGAUGAUGGUGAUGAAGAAAUGGAAAUUGAUGAGGAAGCUGUUGAAAAGCUCUGUGAUCAACUGGACAAACAAAAUACAGGUUCAGAGGAUAGCGAAGGAAAGCAAGCUGAAAUUGUUCAAUCUGGUUCCUCAAUUGCCUUGGAAGGAAUGCAGUUAACUAAGUUUCAGCCUUGUGCUUCUGGAAGUGAAUCUAAAAAUGAAAAUUUUGAUGAUAUAGAUGUAAAUAUGGAAGACGAAACAUCUGCACAAGAUGAGGUUAUGAUUGUUGGUUCAACAGAAGAGCCUGUUUACGAUACCCCGGUAUGUUCUGUUGCUGAUGUGCCAAACCAUUGUAGCCUGGAAACAGAAAAUCAAAUAACAACAGACUUGUGUGACCAAAUUCUCAUAGGUGAACCCUCAGACAAUAGUACUAUGAACUCUUCAAUGGAGAGAGUGAAAAGUGGAGAACUAAAAAUUUCAGGAGAUGUCCCCUUAUGUACAUCCUCUGAACCCCUCAGUGGAUUUCAGGCUACCAAGUGUGAAUUAGAUACACUCAAUAAUUCCUCAAACGGGAUUCUUAGUUGUGUUUCUCCUCCAGGCCUCAGCAUAGUUCCUUGUGAUGUGUCCCCAGUUCUCAAAUCCCCUACUCCAAGCGUUUCUCCUAGAAUCAGUGAAAGCAGGAAAAGCUUGAGGACUUCAACGAUGUUGUCUGCUUCACAGAAAGAUCUUCAGGCUGAGACUAAGCUGGGGGGAGCUAAUGUAUUAACUCUGUUGCCUACUCAGAGUAAGAAUGCUGGGGUAACUACAGAACAGUUGGCUGCAAGCAUCCGCAAUGGGCUUGAAAUUAUUGAUAGUUGCCGUCAGAGUUCAGCAUUGAGAAGGUCCUCAUUCAGAUUUUCAUAUAAACCUGCAGAAAAGGUUAAUGUGCCAAUUAACAAAAUUGAUGUUGGCGUGCAAACAUCUUGUGAUGAUGAGGCUGCUGUUGAAAACCUUGUUAUGUGCACUAGUUGCAAAAUUAGAAAGCAGCUGGAGGUUAGAGAGGAGGAUGGCAGUUCAGAUCUUCAAUUAGUACCUGUGGAUGGUACAGACUCUGCUGAGAAAUCCAGGAUACAAGUUCCUAAAGCAGUUGAGAAAGUUCUUGCUGGGGCUAUCAGAAGAGAAAUGGCACUUGAAGAGUACUGCAACAAGCAAGCAUUUGAUAUAAGUCAACUCAACCGUUUGGUACAACAGUACAAGCAUGAAAGAGAAUGCAAUGCUGUGCUUGGGCAAGCCAGAGAGGACAAAAUUCUUCGCCUUGAGAGCCUCAUGGAUGGUGUUUUGCCGACUGAGGAGUUCAUGGAGGAGGAACUGUUGUCCCUCACACAUGAGCAUAAGAUUUUGAAGGAAAAAUAUGAAAAUCACCCUGAAGUCCUACAGAAUCGAAUUGAGUUGAAAAAAGUUCAAGAUGAAUUGCAAAGUUACAGGAAUUUCUAUGACUUGGGUGAGAGAGAAGUGCUAAUGGAAGAGAUUCAGGAUUUAAGAAGUCAGCUGAAAUACUACAUCGAUUCACCCUCUGCAUCCUUGCGAAAGCAAAAUUCUGUUUUACAAUUGACUUAUUCUGAGCCUACCGUUGCUCCACCUCUUGGUGCAAUUCCUGAAUCAACAGAAGAGAGUGCUGAGGAGAAACUUGAGCAGGAGAGAGCUCGUUGGACUGAGGAGGAGAGCAAAUGGAUCUCUCUUGCUGAAGAACUCAGAAGUGAACUUGAAGCAAGCAGGUUGUUAGCGGAUAAAAGAAAACGAGAGUUUGAAGCUGAGAAGAAAUGUGCUGAAGAGCUGGAGGAAGCUAUGCAAAUGGCUAUGGCUGGGCAUGCACGGUUGCUGGAACAAUAUGCAGACUUGGAAGAAAAGCACAUGCAAUUGCUUUUACGACAUAGAAAAAUACAGGAUGGAAUUGGGGAUGUAAAAAGGGCAGCUUCUAGAGCAGGAGUGAAGGGAGCAGAGUCCAAGUUUAUAAAUGCCCUUGCUGCUGAAAUUUCAGCACUUAAAGUUGAAAGAGAGCGAGAAAGGCGCUAUCUAAGAGAUGAGAACAAGGGACUUCAAGCUCAAUUAAGAGAUACUGCUGAAGCUGUGCAGGCUGCAGGUGAAUUGCUUGUGCGGCUCAAAGAAGCAGAGGAAGGAGUUGCUGCUGCUAAGAUGCGAGCAAUUGAAGCUGAGCAAGAAGCCGAGAAGGCCUACAAACAGAUUGAUAAAUUGAAGCAAAAACAUGAGAAGGAAAUCAGCGCACUCAAUGCUCUCAUGGCAGAUUCUCGUUUACCAAAGGAAGCAAUACAACCUGCUUAUGAUGAUGAAAUUAGCAAAGCCAAAUACGACAUGGAUGAAUCCCAUGAUCAGCGUUGGAGAGAGGAAUUUGAGCCAUUCUACAACGGCGAAGAUGGUGAGCUACCUAAACUCUCAGAACCAUCCUGGUUCUCUGGAUAUGAUAGAUGCAACAUAUAAUAGGAUGAAAACAUUAUGUACUGCAACCAUAUACAUGUCACCCGUAAAUUCUCCAUUAUAUAUAGUUGUUGAAUGUAACACUCUUUCUUGGUGUUAGCACUAGCUAUUACUACUGAUUAUGAGGAGAACUGCAUAGUUCCCUUGAUUGUUUGUAUUCAAAUUCACAUUGUGGAAGCUCAUAAGAGUGAGAAAUGAAUUGUAGAAUUCUUUCAUCCUUUCUCUCCCUUCCAAAUUCUUGUCUAUUAGUUUUGGGAAAUGUAUGUGUGACAUAUUAUGAAUAAUGUGAAACCUUCCACCGAACUUUAGAAGCAGAAAACUCCUUGUGUUAA